Oldenlandia corymbosa var. corymbosa is the source of this 2181-nucleotide messenger RNA. Lineage: Eukaryota; Viridiplantae; Streptophyta; Magnoliopsida; Gentianales; Rubiaceae. The record is from the annotation of a GenBank genome assembly.
AUCUCAAAACCCGGAGAAGACAGAAGAACCCUAAAAAAAGCCUAAAAGAGUUUCUGUCACAGAACGCGCCCGCCAUUAGAGCAGCAGCUGCAAGCAGACGAAGAACCUUUUAGAGAGAGAGAGAGAGAGAAAAAGAGAAAAGAAAGAAGAAAAAAAUAUGGUUUCUGGUUCUGGAAUCUGCGCGAGGAGGGUGGUGGUUGACGCCAGGAACCACAUGCUCGGGAGGUUAGCUUCCAUUUUGGCUAAGGAAUUGUUGAACGGCCAGAAAGUUGUUGUGGUCAGAUGCGAGGAAAUUUGCCUUUCCGGCGGGUUAGUUCGCCAGAAGAUGAAGUACCAUAGGUUUCUCCGCAAGAGGAUGAACACCAAACCUUCCCACGGUCCUAUCCACUUCAGGGCACCUUCCAAAAUUCUCUGGCGCACAAUCCGUGGGAUGAUACCCCACAAGACAAAACGAGGAGCUGCUGCACUUGCUCGUUUGAAGGUUUAUGAGGGUGUCCCACCACCAUAUGACAAGACAAAGAGAAUGGUGAUCCCUGAUGCUCUCAAGGUUUUGAGGUUACAAGCUGGACAUAAAUACUGUUUGUUGGGUCAGCUUUCUUCUGAGGUUGGAUGGAACCAUUAUGACACCAUCAAGGUGAGUUUGCCCUUCUUCCGCGAGCAUUUUUGUGGAAAUUGACUUUCCCCUGUGUAGUUCUAUUCUGAUGGUUCUAUUUAGGUUCUAAUUUUUGGUGGAACUCGCAUUUUCUGAGUGCCACAAGGGUAUUUGUUGUACAUAAAAAAAAUCCUUUAAGAUCAGCCUUGAAUCGAUUUUCUCCUGUUAUUUCUCAUCUGCAUGCUUUAGCUUUGAUGCUAGUUUAUAAAUUGGAUGUGGAGUAUGAUGUAUAAACAUCCAAUAUUGCAUGCUUUCUUGAGUUUUAAGUGACUCUUAAGUUAAUCAACCUACAUAGACAGGCCCUAGAGCAUGAGUUUUCUAACAGUUAGGUAAACUAGUUUGACUGUCCUUGGUUGUUCACCUGUGAAUUUUGAAAUCCAUAUUACUUUCCCUCACCGUCACUGCUGGAAGAUUUUAGUGCACUGGUCAGGUGUCUCACCUGCCUCUAUCUCAGCCUCUAGGUGGUGUGAUUAGAGUCAAAUGAUUUCCUCCAUCGAUCUAUCUUUUUGUCUUCAGCCUGCUAGUUUUCGCUGCUACGACUGAAUCUUUAUUCCUUGUUUGACGAGUUCUCUGCAAAUCGCACUUACUGCAGGAGCUUGAGGAGAAGAGAAAACAAAGAGCUCAGAUUGCAUAUGAGAGGAAGAAGCAGUUGGCAAAACUGAGGCUUAAAGCUGAGAAGGUCGCUGAGGAAAAGCUUGGUCCUCAACUUGAAGUUAUUGCUCCUAUUACAUAUUGAAGUAGAGAUAAUUCGCCGGAGUGACAAAUUUUGUUGGAGAAUGAUGUUUGCUUUAGAUAUUUGGCAGUCAAAAUACUCUUGAAUGAUUUAUAGUUACUCUUAUGUGUUUUCUUUUUCCUGGUGUCAGAUUGUGAUGCAAAAUCAUUUCUAUUCACUAAAAUUUCUAUUAAACGGGAGUAGUAAUUCCAUUUUAAUGGGAAUGAUUUAUUAUAUUUUGGAAAGGGUAAAAUCAUUGGAAACCAUGGCCAUCAGCUGCUGCCUUUGGUGUUUUUUGUGGAUACAAUCUGAAGUCAAAACAAGUAAACCGAAGGAACAAUGUAACAAACAGUGGAAUCACACAUUCCCUCAUUGGAUAAAUUGCUCUCUUUUGUGACGCAUUCGAUGGGAUGGAAUUUAACAAGCUUUUGAAUUAAAUGGAUGAGCUUUGAAGAUUCUGCGACUUGGUGUCGGAACACCAGUGCGAGAAAAGGCAGAAUGUACACAAACCUUCUGGCACCCGGGGAGUUUGGCCUGCUACAAAACAAAACCUUGUCAUGAUCAUGAAUCUGGAGGCCUUAAACCGUUUCAUCAGAGGAAAUGACUAAGGUGGGGAUUUGUGCAACCGCCAUUAACAACAACCUAGAUCCGAUCCAGUUGAAGGCUACUAUACACAGCUAACAAGCUCUGGAUAUCAGGAGAUAGGACAAUAGAAAGUUUUUCUUUCCCCAGGAAGAGGCCUUUGCUUCAUGGAUGAUCAUUAUUUGAUCAGAUUCGUGAAUUACUGUUACUUUGUGUGGAGGAUGAUCGGUUCCCG